Molecule: messenger RNA, 5328 nt
Organism: Naegleria lovaniensis
Lineage: Eukaryota; Heterolobosea; Eutetramitea; Acrasida; Naegleriidae
Exons: 5
Coding region: 1-5328 (1775 amino acids)
Biological process (GO): intracellular signal transduction; cGMP biosynthetic process; receptor guanylyl cyclase signaling pathway
Molecular function (GO): peptide receptor activity; guanylate cyclase activity
Source: RefSeq, a predicted model, not a curated record
AUGCUUAGUGAGGUUACAAGUUUCAAUCAAAGCAACAAAAGCGCCGAUGACUCGACUGUUUCACGAUCCAGUCAGCCCUCUGUGGCAAGAGAGAUCAAUAACUACGUGACAACAACUAUACAUUCACUACAGUUUAAUACGGCACGAUUAGGAUGGAGGUGGUAUAUAGGAACAUUAAUACCUCAAAUUAUUUACUUGUGGUGUGUGAUAUUUAUGCCAACAGCGAGGAAUUACAAUUGGGGAAGUGUUGGCUCUAUUAUUUUUGAUAUUCUGAACUUUCCGUCAACUUUUUUUGUUCACUGGCUGGGCUAUAUGGAAGGAACAAUUAUUACAUGCUUGAUCAUAGCAUUUGUUGCACUGUGCUAUUUGGUAUGGAUGAUUUCACUGUGGGCUACCAAUAAUGCUCACAGCCAUACGUCAAAAGUCAAAGCAAUAUUGUAUUUGUUUGGAAUCAUUUCUCAAACCUUCUCUAUUUUUUUCAUGUUUGCUAUGGCUGGCUUUUAUGAUUGUAGCAGAACACGCAUCAUUACUGAAACACUAGAAUUGACCUUGAAUAGAUUUCCAUCUAUGUCUUGUAGUGGAUCACAAAACACCGUUUUGAUGGCUCUUUCUAUUGUAGCCACUCUUGGUUUAUUCAUGUUCGUGCUAUUCUCGCGACUGGUUACCCAUGAUUUACAUCCACUGAGCUUUACUCCUUUGGUUGCUUCACAUCCCUAUAUUUUAGUAUUGUUGGAUAUAAUUUCAAUGCUAGGGCUUGUUGGAAUGUUUGCAAUUCCUAUCGAAUACUCGUAUGCUGCCAUUACCUUCAAUACUCUACUGUCCUUACUCUUCCUGUUGUUGACAGUGAAAAGUUGUCCCUUCUUUAGACGCAUGGAUAACUCUUUAAUGGUUGGUGUAGGCUGUGCAAGGUUGGGAGCUUGUGUGGGGACGUUAGUGAAUUUUAUUGUGAACCCAAAGCAAGAUCUAUACUUGGGAAUUGAGAUAGGUGUUGUUUUAACAUUGGGUCUUGUUAUUUGUGGAUUCGUUGGUGGAUUUUUGGCAACUGAAGCUUAUUUAUUUUUCAUUAUCAAAUCCGUGAGGGGUAGAAUUAUGGAAGCCAUAGCGCAACACAUUGACAACAGUCCUCAAGGAGUUUCACUUUAUAACAACAAGAAAGCCAUUCUUACAUUAUUAGACAAUAAGGCGUUAGUAAUAUUCCAGGAAAUGAAAGAAGAAAACAGAUUGUCUCAUUUACGCUCUUUUUUUAAGUUUUGCAACAAGUCUUCAUUUGCCACUGUGAUUGCUGGUCUAAAAACGGAUGAAGGUGACGAUAUUGUGCUCACAGAAAAAGAUUUGGUCUUGACCUUUUCCAAAGUGUUUGCCUUAAGAAAAUCGACAGAUACUGAUUUACUUUAUUAUGCUGCAUUAUUAAUGGGAUAUGACCACAGAAAUGAAGGAAGUUUUAACACAACACAAGCACUCGAAUUAAUGAAUCGAGUAUCCAAAAACACCAAAAAUAGUCUGUUUAGAAUGAUUGUGGAAUAUCGAGUUAAGGAAUUGCAGCAUUAUGCUGCAGAAUUACAUACUGUUAUUGAGGCGGACGCGAAUGAAGCGGACUCGAAAGUACAAAGUGUGAAGCUUGCUCAGGAAAUAUUGGUUAGUUUACAUAGAGACUUUUUUAAGGAAAUGAUAAGCGAUCCUGUAAAGACAAGUAGUCUCGAAAAGAUAACAAAAAAGAUUACUGAGGUGGUCAGUGAAUGCGACCAACUAUAUAAGGAGCUAUUAGUGAACAAGAAGAAUACCACAUACUUGAGAAUGUAUGCAUCAUAUGUAGAAAAUUUCCAAUUCGAUAAGGAACUAGCUCAGACUAUUAUCAUGGAGGCAAGUCAAAUGGAGGAAGAACAGAGACUUGCACAAUUCGUUUCCUUUCGUAAAAACUCUCUCUCAAAACAAAACAACCAGCUUGUUCCAACCAACGAUUCUAUGAGAUGCGACAGUAACAUGUCCUCCAACAAGAAGUACAAACUUUCUACAGAAAAUCCCCAUACCACCGUGAAUGAGCAAGAUAGCAAAGCGCAAGAAAUACUCGAUAAUUUAGAAAGUGCAAGUUCUGUUGGCUUUGAGUAUGAACAGAAAAAGGACUUUCUGUUCAGAAACGCAUUGAAAACUCGAGUUUCCAAUACUAUCCAAUUUUUCUCGUUUUAUCUGUACAUUAUUAUGUGCAUUGCUUUGAUUAUUGGAGGAAUUGUGCUACACAUUGUAGAUAGUGCUCAAAUCAAGAAUAAUAUUGUAAAUUUGCGAUUUGUGUGUAUGCCUCAAACCACUCCACUCUCCGUAAUGAGAAACAUUAGAAGUAUGCAAAAUUUUGUUAAUAUUUUCCUGAAUUAUGAAUAUGACUGGCCUUUGUAUCAUGACGGACACUCGUUACCAAGCAAAAAGGAAUACGUGAAUUAUUUUUUUGAACGAGUCUCUAACGAUAAGACUAUUCUUCAUCAACUGAUCGAAUUAGGACAGGCUGUUCAAUUUGACGCCGUCACUUAUACAGAGUAUGGUAAAAGCAUGUACACUACAUAUGUUCCUGGUUUUGAAUCGUCAUCAGGGAUGGGUAAAACAUUUACAGGAACUCCACAGCCAAGAAAUGUCUCCAUUAUUGAAAUUACAAACUCUAUUCUCAAAUAUAGCGAGCAAAUAAUUAAUGAGGACUUCCCAGGUUCAUAUCUGAGCGAAGCUUUGAAUAUGAACUCCCUCAACACAUCAGCAGGUAGAGAAAUGGUUGCUAAGAUUAUGAAUUCAACAUUUAUGGGAUCUGUUUCAUCUUUUAAUUUCAUGUAUUUAUGGAUUAACAAGCUUGAUUUUAGCGACAUUUACGAAGGUUUCUGCAAUCGAUACGUGGAAAAAUCAAAAGAUGGUACCAGAUUAUUGAUGUUACACUCCCAGAUUUACUUUUUUGUUUCCUUAGGUCUGAGUUGUGUGAUUGGAUUGAUUCUCAAUGUUAUUAUUUUCCAAAAUCAAAUGUAUUUCAGAAGAUUGAUGAAAUUACUCGAAAGGCAAACAACAAAAGAAAUGAUUGGAAAGAUAUAUCACACUCUCAGCAAAAAGACGUCUGUUGAGGCCUCGCUAGACACUACCGUUGCUUCCAAAGCGUUCAAAUCAAAAUAUGCACCACUUGUGGUCAUUUGCUUCUUGUCCUUGCUUGUACCACUGUGUGUAGGAUUAUUUUAUUUAGAGACAUUCAAAAACGCCAAAAACGCUUUGUUUACAUUUACUAAUGUUGGACUAUCAGCAAAUGUUAUCGAACACAUGCAACGAAACUCGUUUUAUUUAGGAGAGUUACUAACUAAUUUUGGAUUGAAGAACUAUGUUGACACCAUCGAUGUGAAAUAUGGGAGCAAGUAUUUAUCAAUAGCUAAAACUAUUGAUGAGCUGUAUAGCUUGAUUCGAUAUGAGACUGAUAUGGUAGCCGCAAACUGGAAUGAGCUAAUUUAUGGAGAUGUAACAAAACCCGAUGAUGAUCCCGUCAUAGGCUUGUAUCCUUCUUUGGACAAGUUGCUGAAGAGUGGUGUUGCUGCCAAUUGCACAGAGUAUUUAGCUUCACAUAACUUGACUUUGAAUUUGAAAACAAGUAUUCAAUAUUGCUUGGGAAUUGAGAAAGUAAUGACAGAUUAUCUAACAGAAACUACUGAAGUUUGUGAACACACACGAAACGCUUAUCUCAAUCAACUUAACUCAUCCAAAAAUAUGGACCCAACAGAAAUAUUUAUGGAGCAUAACCUUGUCAGCAUGAUUUCAUAUCCGCUGAGUGACAAACUUGUCAUUUACAUGAACGAAUUUAUUAGAGUGUCUGGAGAGCUAUCACUCGUUUUAUUGCUUGUUUUUAGUAGUUGUGGGCUAUUGUUGACCUUAGUUUUUGGAAAGGUUUUACAUUCCAUGCUAAAGAAUGCAGCAGACCAUUAUCAACAAACCAGAAUACUAUUGAAUUAUAUUCCUACCGAUUUUGUAGAUCGAAAUGAAACUCUCAGAAACUUGAUUUUAUAUCAUCAAUUUCCCAAUCCAAUCAUGCAAAAGUUUUCAAAUCGCAGAAUACAUCCAGGUAGCUCUGACGAUGAAGGUUCUGUUUUUAAAGGUGUAUCUAACAUUAUUAACUCUAACGUUGAUGGAUCAGCAAUCAUCAACGCGCAGGGAGAGGUUGAGUUAUGCAACCCUUCUGCAUUGCGGAUGUUUGGACUGUCAAGCGUUGAUAUUUUAGGAAAUUCUAUUUACAGCUUAUUUUCUCCAGGAGAGUGUCAAACUCAAGUGAAGAAAGUGGUAGGCUCUCUUUUUGAACAAAGCAAACGAUCAAGUGAUGGGUCAGCUCACGAAUUAUUCGAAGCUGAAUGCGUGCGUAGGAAUAAUAGCAAAUUCCCAGCUCGACUCACACUUUUUACAACUCAUUUCUCAGAAAAAAGAACAGUCAUUGUUAUGACGAUCAAAGAUAUGACCUCAGAAAAGAAACAACAAACGUUGUUAAAUGAGGAGAAGAAGAAUUCGGAAAAUCUAUUGAAGAAUAUUUUACCGGAAGCAGUAGGAAAUCGUUUAAAGCAAGGAGAGACAUUUAUCGCAGAAAAACUAGGAGAUAUCACUUGCUUCUUUAGCGACAUGGUGGGAUUCACAAACUUGAGCAGCAAUAUGCAGCCUACUGAGCUAGUCCAAAUGUUAAAUACUAUUGUGAAUGGAUUUGACUCGUUGGUAGAGAUGUAUCGCUUGGAAAAGAUCAAAACCAUUGGUGAUGCCUAUUUUGCAGUUGGAGGGUUACAUGGUGCAGCAUCUUCAGAUCAUCCCGAACAAGUAUUAAGGUUUUCCAUGGACACGUUCAAAGUCAUUAGAGACUUUAACGACGGAAAGUAUGGAAUGACAUUGGAAGGAGAUCAAUUGUUGAAUAUCCGAGUGGGCAUCAAUACUGGACGAGCAGUAGCCGGAGUGAUUGGUAAAAUUAAGUUCGCCUACGACCUGUGGGGAGACACCAUCAACAUAGCCAGUAGAAUGGAAUCCACUGGAGUGCCGGGAAGAAUCCAGAUUUCCAGAUCAACCUAUGAGAGAGUGUAUGAUCUUGGUUUUGAGUUUGAGGAACGCCAUGUCGAUGUGAAAGGGAAGGGUCUAAUGCAGAGCUAUCUAUUGAAGGCCAAAUAUCACACCAAUCCUCUACCCGAACUCAAGAUCUCCAAUAACGCCAAUAACGCCAUGAUGGAGGAUGAAAUCCAUCAUCACAACCAUGGUCAUAUUGAACAGCACAUGUUGUCCAAUUCCUUGGAGUUUAGCACAAUAAGGGAUCCAAAUGCAGUAGAAAGUGACAAGCACAAUGAUGCUGAGUAA